Molecule: messenger RNA, 4383 nt
Organism: Myripristis murdjan (pinecone soldierfish)
Lineage: Eukaryota; Metazoa; Chordata; Actinopteri; Holocentriformes; Holocentridae
Gene: foxg1d
Product: forkhead box G1d
Exons: 1
Coding region: 461-1720 (419 amino acids)
Biological process (GO): regulation of transcription by RNA polymerase II
Cellular component (GO): nucleus
Molecular function (GO): DNA-binding transcription factor activity; sequence-specific double-stranded DNA binding
Source: RefSeq, a predicted model, not a curated record
AGAGAGAGAGAGAGAGAGAGAGGGAGGGAGGAAAAAUUACAGGUUUGUGUUCCUCGUGACAUUAAAAGGUCGGCAGCAUCUCCCGCCUGUUUAUUGUUAGAGAAACAUCGGCGGAGGACAGAAAAGGAGAAAAGAGGAUUUGUUGACAAAAUCAGCAAGUUGCAGAAGCUCCGCCCCUCCGUGAUGUAGCUGCAAGUCGGAACCUCCUUAAUUACUAAUUUCUCCACAUCCAAGCCACGCUCCCGCUCUCUCUCUCUCUCUCUCUCUCUCUCUCUCUCUCUCUCUCUCUCUCUCUCCAGUCCCUCCAUCCAUGCAGGUCUCAUCCUGACCCUCCUUCCUUCCUUUCUCUCUCCUCUCUCUCUUUCUCUCUCUCUCUCUCGUCUCCAUCCAGGAUAACGCAGGACGAGGUCGGGUGUUUUUUUUUUAUUUAUUCCUCGUUCUGGGAGACCCGCCACCGGGCAUGGAGGAUGUAAAAGAUCCGCCGACCGUCCACCGGUCCUCCUCCUUCAGCAUCAAGAGCCUCCUGCUGCCCUCCAAGUGCGACAGACCGGACUCCGCCGCGGCUGCAGCCGCCGCCGCAAUCCCCGUCGUCGGCAUCCCCGGGACGCUCUCUCCCUCCCCGGGCUCCGACUCCGGGAAGUCCCUGGACCCGCCGGAGGUAGACUCCACCGCGGCUUUGGACCCGGAGAAGCCAGGCAAGGAGGAGCAGCAGGAGGAGGAGGAGGAGGAGGGCGGCGGAGGAGGAGGAGGUGGAGGAGGGGACGGCGCCAAGGCGACACCGGAGCAGAAUACCAACAACAGUAACGGCGGCAGUGGCAAAAACGGGAAAUUUGACAAACCUCCGUUCAGCUACAACGCCCUGAUCAUGAUGGCCAUCCGGCAGAGCCCAGAGAAGCGGCUCACGCUCAACGGCAUCUACGAGUUCAUCAUGAAAAACUUCCCGUACUACCGGGAGCACAAGCAGGGCUGGCAGAACUCCAUCAGACACAACCUGAGCCUCAAUAAGUGCUUCGUUAAGGUGCCCAGGCACUACGACGACCCGGGCAAGGGGAACUACUGGAUGCUGGACCCCAGCAGCGACGACGUGUUCAUCGGGGGAACCACCGGGAAGCUCCGCCGGCGCUCCGCCACCUCCCGGGGCAAGCUGGCCAUGAAGCGGGGGCUGCGCUUUGCCCCACUCGGCCUGGGGAUUAACGAGCGGGCCAACAACCCGCUGUACUGGCAGAUCUCUCCGUUUCUGUCGCUGCACCAUCACCACCACCACCCGCACUACAACGGCUCCUCGCCCGGGUUUCUGAACCAGGCGGCUGCGGGCUACGGGUCGCUGCUGCCCGCCGUGGAGCAGCUGAGCAACGGGGAGCUGGGGCGCUCCAUCCUCGGCGGGUCGGCCGCCGGAGCGCUUGGCCUGACGAACAGUUACGGGAUGAGCACGUCGCCGGUCGGGCUGCUGUCCGGACAGACAGCCGGGUAUUUUGUCUCAGGGACGCAGCACGCCGGAGCGCCGGGGCCGCCGGGGGGGCCACCGCCGCCGCCUCCGCCGCACCUCCAGCAGGGCACGCCGGGCUUCGGCGGCCUGGCGACCAGCAGCUCCCCGCAGUCGCUGCUCUCGGACUCCCUUAGAAACAGCUCGCUACCGGCCUUCUCCCCGGGGGUGUCCGGGGGCUUCCCCGGGGUGCUGUCCCAUCAAAAGAGAGUGACCCCAAACGCUUUCCUAAACUGAAUAAACUGCCCCUCCAGCACAGUCACCUCUCCAUGGCACCGGGACGAGGACGCACACAAAAGACGUCAUGUUAAGGGCAAAUAAUAAGGGGUAAAUAUCAAACAAUGAUCGCAAAAAAUAUAUAUGAAUUGAAAACUCUUUGGCCAUAUUCUACCCCGAAGUGCAACGGGUUUAUUUUGAUUAUUUUUGAGUUUAUGGAAAAAGGGACAAACUUUGUUACCCGCGGGUUGUAAAACUGUAAACUAGACUUGCCAAAGGUAACGCUAUAAGUAUAUUUCAAGCUAUUUAUAUCUUGUACAAAGAUUUUCAGUACUUUCUUUGAGUCUUUUAUUUAUGUUUUGUAUUUAUUGUACAAUGUAUUUAAAUUCUAUUGUCAGUGUAUACUCAUCAGUAUUGAGGGAGGGGAGGGGGGAAAUAAGACAUACAGCGUUAAUAAUUAUUUAUGAGUAUUAAUUUUUGAAAAGAGACAAAAAAAAAAAAAAAAAAAAAAAAAAAAGACAAUCACCUUUUGGGAGGAAAAACCGCCUUAAAGCAAAGACAAUCAGGGGUUUGAGAGGAAAAAGCCUACAAAUCAUAUCUACUCAGGUCAUGGCUCUAGACCCCGUAGGCCUACAGCUCUCUAUGAAGAGUUUCCUUCCGAAAUGACAAUAUCCACCGUUUGAUAUGACCCAAAAUAGUCUAAAUGAUAUAGUCCUGUUUGGGAGAAUAUAGUAGGUGAGUUAAUAAUAAUAACAGAGAUCCCGUCCAAGUCUGUUUUAGAGCUCUGAAACAUGAAUUUCAGACGUUAACCCACCUCCCCCAAAAAUGGAUAUAUAUGUUUUUGGAAUAGAACUCUUCAUAUGUAAAACGUAAUGGUUAUGCAAAACACGCAGUUUAAAUAGAGUUUUGUAUGUUUUCUGUUAAUCAUAGUCUACAUUUGUCCUUUAUUUUUAUCUUAUUUUAUUUUUAUUAUUUGAGUUUGCGUGAGGAGGGCCGCUGUGUGAGCAUGUUGAACCUCCUGCAGGACGGUGCAUGUCAGCUGCAGGGCCGCACGGAGGCCCGGAAACAUGCCCGGCAAGCUGACAGAUAUCUACCCGCGCUUAGGCCUCCAUCCGCCGGGCUGCUCCUGCACAAGCAGCCGCAGGUGUGCCGGUUCUCUCCGUGACCUGCAGAUUCCCUUUAAAACGUGACGCGCCGGGGGCUCGGAGCUGAUGUGCGCACUGGGACUCAGAGGCCGCAGCUCAGGCCUCUGCUGCAGCCACGGCCGCCUCGCCUCUUCCAUGUCAGCUGAUCUCAAAUCAGCCGGUCCAAACCCUCUCCAGUGUCCCCCUGCAGCAGCAGCAGCCGCCGCCAUAAGAAGCACAAGGCCGCGUCUUGCACUCCUCUAACACUACCCAGGCUAUGCAUUAUAUAUAUGCAACGUGGCGGCGCAGCAAAAGCAGCCGGUAAAGGUGCACUGCCUUCAAAAAACAGCUGAUUAUUAGGCUACAGGCGGUGCGUCAGCUGAUCUCAAGUCAGUGUUUUUCUGAAAACCCUGGCUGCGACAAAAUCUGCUAAAAUGUCGCCACUGCAAAAAAAAAAAAAAAAAAAAAAAAGGAAAACAGGAAGCUGCGCUAGAAAACAUGAGGCAGCAGUUCAGUUCGCACCGAUCCCACGAUUCAUUUGCAACGUGAUAUUUUGCAAAACAGCCGAUUGGAUAUUGAAUUGGUAGGAAAAGCAGCUGAGCACUCAGAAACAUGCAAACAGAUGAUGAGGAACAAGAGAGAUCCUGUGAGAGUGAUCCCGGGACCGGCCUGCUCUGUCUCUCUGUUGUUUUGUUUGUUUGUAAAAAAAUGAAGAGUUUCAUUCCGAAAUGAUUUCAGGCUCAAAUCCUCCGAGUGAAAAAGUGACAUCAGCUCAGACAGAAACAAGCAGAACUCACUGCUGGACAUGAAUAUUAAACAUUAUUCAAAUUAUUCGCCCUUUACAAAAACAAUAAUCAGCUCUGGUUUGUUUUAUUAUUUUUUUCUCCUCGGCCCAUGUGGAAAUUAAGCCUCCAUGUUCUGCUAAAAUGUUCAUAAUGUAUUAUUAUUUUAUUUAUUUAUUUUUUUAUCAGCUGACGCCCUGCUGUUUUUGUUUUGUUUUGUUUUUACUGUGAUUUUUUUUUUUUUUUUUUUUUUACAGUGGAGGCAGAGGAGGAAGCUUCCUUCACCUCCGACCAAAAAAUGUCUCCUGAAGCCCAGAGGAGCACGACUUUGGACUUUGGCAACACACACACAUACACAUACACACACACACACACACACACACACACACACACACACACACACACUACAGAGCUUUAUAACCCCAGAUGGUCAAUUUGGAAACACUGAUUGAGUCUCGUUCUGUUAAAAAAAAAAAAAAAAAAGGUCAGAAUCAGAAAAAAAACUUUGUUGAUCCCGCAGAACAGAGUGGAGGUGAAAAGCAGAACCUGAUCAAAAACCGAUCAGAGACCAGCCGGACGUCUGACUGGCGUCUCUGUGAUCCACUGUGAUGUCACUUUUUCAAGAUUUUGUUUUAUUUUUUAUUUUAUUUUAUUUUUUGUAAAUUUCUUUUGAAGGUUUUGCACUUUUGUUGUUAGCGUUGUAUGAAGUAUGUACUGUCUGUUCCGUUGCUGUAUGUUUUCAGAAAAAAACUAACUUGAUUAAAAGGCUGAAAAACGA